AUGGGUGACUGGGGCUUUCUGGAGAAGUUACUGGACCAGGUGCAGGAGCACUCGACAGUCAUUGGGAAGAUCUGGCUGACGGUCCUCUUCAUCUUCCGCAUUCUCAUCCUGGGCCUCGCCGGGGAAUCCGUCUGGGGGGACGAGCAGUCGGACUUUGUGUGCAACACCAAGCAGCCCGGCUGCACCAACGUGUGUUACGACAAUGCCUUCCCCAUUUCCCACGUUCGUUACUGGGUGCUUCAGUUCCUCUUUGUCAGCACGCCCACCUUGGUCUACCUGGGGCACGUCAUCUACCUCUCCCGGAGAGAGGAGAAGCUGAAGGAGCGGGAAAGCGAGCUGCGGGCGAUGCCGUCCAAGGAUUACAAGGUGGCGGCCACCCUCAUGGCCAUUGAGAAGAAGAUGGCCAAGAUCUCUGUGGCGGAGGACGGGCGGAUUAGAAUCCGCGGUGCUCUGAUGUGGACUUACAUCAUCAGCGUGGUGUUCAAGAGCGCCUUUGAGGCUGGUUUCCUGGUGGGCCAGUGGUACCUCUAUGGCUUUGUUAUGAGCUCGCGCUAUGUGUGUGAGGGGGCCCCCUGCCCACACCUGGUGGACUGUUUCGUCUCUCGUCCCACUGAAAAGACCAUUUUCAUCAUCUUCAUGCUCGUGGUAGGCUUGAUCUCUCUUGUCCUCAACCUUCUGGAGCUCUUCCACCUCUGUGGCAAGAGCCUACUCCACACCAUGAAGAAAGGCUACUGCUGCACCUCGUCUGCCCCCCCGUUGACCUGCGACGCCAAUGGCUACUCAACCAAGCUUUGCGAAAUACCCAACGGGCCGUAUCAGGACAAGCCCUACUUCUACCUCCCGAUGGCCGAGAGACACAAUCCGCCCUACCAGGCCUACAACAAGCUUUCCAGCGAGCAGAACUGGGCCAAUUUCAACACUGAGGAAACCUUGGCCUUGCGAGAUGGGAGGAAGCCCCCCGACAUCUUUGUAACGCAAGGCCCUGAGGUCCACCUCUCUCAGGAGAGGCCGUCCAGUCGGCCGAGCAGCAGCGCAUCCAAAAAACAGUACGUCUAG
Molecule: messenger RNA, 1056 nt
Organism: Euleptes europaea (tarantolino)
Lineage: Eukaryota; Metazoa; Chordata; Lepidosauria; Squamata; Sphaerodactylidae
Gene: GJA4
Product: gap junction protein alpha 4
Exons: 1
Coding region: 1-1056 (351 amino acids)
Biological process (GO): cell communication
Cellular component (GO): connexin complex
Source: RefSeq, a predicted model, not a curated record